Xylona heveae TC161 is the source of this 1143-nucleotide messenger RNA. RefSeq names its product glycosyltransferase family 71 protein. NCBI's taxonomy places the organism in Eukaryota, Fungi, Ascomycota, Xylonomycetes, Xylonales, Xylonaceae. The transcript has a single exon. Gene Ontology annotation, biological process: mannan biosynthetic process. The record is from RefSeq and is a predicted model, not a curated record. The coding region runs from base 1 to 1143 and encodes 380 amino acids. Gene Ontology annotation, cellular component: Golgi apparatus. Gene Ontology annotation, molecular function: alpha-1,2-mannosyltransferase activity.
AUGCGCCAAGCCCAUUCGAGCUUCAUCCAUGCAGCCAAGACGAAGAUCCCUCAGGGGUGCUAUGUGCCGGGCACGCGGGGAUUGGUCUCCACCGCCGGCGGUUUCUAUCUGCCAGUGUUGGUUAUUUCUUUGCGCAUGCUCAGGCGGUCUGGGUCGGACCUGCCAAUGGAAGUCUUUCUCGCAUCGCCGGACGAGUACGAGCCGCAUAUAUGUGAUAAUGUGCUUCCUAAGCUCAAUGCUCGCUGUAUCGUUUUAUCCGAAAUACUCGACAAAGCACCUAAUGCGCAGGAGAUCAAGCACUAUCAGUUUAAGAUUUUCGCAUUGAUCUUUUCCUCCUUUGAGGAAGUUGUCUUCCUCGACGCGGACGCCUUCCCCUUGUACGACCCGGAACUCCUACUUACCUCGGAACCCUUCACAAAAACUGGUUACGUUCUCUGGCCGGAUUAUUGGGUCUCGACUGCCUCUCCGCUGUACUACAACAUCUCCGCGCAGGUGGCGCCGCCGGUCACGCUGCGCCAGUCCUCGGAGACCGGAGAAUUGCUCGUGUCCAAAUCGCAGCAUCACUUUUCGCUCAUGUUGGCGACUUACUAUAAUUAUUAUGGCCCCAGCCACUAUUACCCCCUUCUUGGCCAAGGCAGUCCUGGAGAAGGCGACAAAGAUACGUUCAUUGCAGCUGCCAGUGCACUUGGCGAGCCGUUUUAUCAAACGAGUGAACGUGUGAAGCCCAUCGGCCAUCGCAAGGCUGACGGCGGUCUCGGAGGCUCGGCCAUGGUGCAGUUCGACCCAAUGCAGGACUAUAAUCUCACGAGCAAGGGUCUGUGGCGGGUCAAAGAUGAGAAAGUAGCUCCAAUGCCGCGUCCGUUCUUUAUACAUGCCCACUAUCCGAAGUUCAACCCAGCGACCAUUUUCGAUCCCAGCGAAGUCGACCCCACUCGUGGUCCUAAUGGUGAAUUUUCCCGCGCAUGGCUUCUCCCGGAGGACAUCAUCGAUUCAUUCGGCUAUGACGUUGAGAAGAGCUUCUGGGAAGAGAUCAAGUGGACUGCCUGCGAAUUAGAGUCCAGCUUCCGCACAUGGACUGGAAAAACUAGAGUCUGUGAGCGUGUCAAAUUUUACUGGGAAAGCAUAUUCGAGCCAAAGAGCUGA